GAUCCGGUGCGGGCGGGCGCGGGAAGCGCCGCGGGCGGGUGACCUUGGGCGCGCGCACCUGCCGCAGCCCCGCGCGCGCGCCGGUCACGUGACGGGAGGGGGUGUGCGCCCUCACGGCCCCAACAUGGCGGGACCGGCCCCCCCUCAGCACCCCCGGCCCGGGACCGGUCCCCCCCCUCCUUAACACCCCCCGGCCCGGCACCGGUCCCCGCUUAGCACUCUGACCCGGGAGAGCCCCGGUGAGAAUCCUCUGCUGAGGUUGCGGGAAAAGCCCGUCCAGCUGCACUCCCCUCCCGCAGCCAUGAGCUCCGGAGCGGCGGCCGGGCCGAUCUUCGCCGAGGGCGAGGACUGCAGGGCGGCCUGGAGGGAAGCCACUGCGGGCUACGACGAGCCCGACGCCCACCUGGAGAUCCUGGGCAAGCCGGUGAUGGAGCGCUGGGAGACCCCCUACAUGCACUCGCUGGCCACCGUGGCAGCGUCGAAGGGCGGCCGCGUGCUGGAGGUGGGAUUCGGGAUGGCCAUCGCCGCCUCCAAGGUGCAGGAAUUCGCCAUCGAGGAGCACUGGAUCAUCGAGUGCAACGAGGGCGUGUUCCGGCGCCUGGAGCAGUGGGCAAAGGCACAGCCACACAAGGUGGUGCCCCUGAAGGGGCUGUGGGAGGACGUGGUGCCAACGCUGCCGGACGGGCACUUCAGUGGGAUCCUGUACGACACCUACCCGCUGUCGGAGGACACCUGGCACACGCACCAGUUCAACUUCAUCCAGGGCCACGCCUUCCGCCUGCUGCGGCCCGGGGGCGUCCUCACCUACUGCAACCUCACCUCGUGGGGAGAGCUGCUCAAAACCAGGUACAGCGACAUCGAGAAGAUGUUCGAGGAGACGCAGGUGGGGCCGCUGCUGCAGGCGGGGUUCAGGCGGGAGAACAUCAGCACCAGCGUGAUGGAGCUGCAGCCGCCCCCCGAGUGCCGCUACUACUCCCACGGCAGGAUGAUCACCCCCAGCGUCCUCAAACACUGAGGGAACCGGCCCUGGAUGUGCUGAGGAGGAGGAGAAAAGCUCUGAGCUCCUUUAAAGCCCCUGAGAUGGAAGCUGAUUCAUCCAGAGCUGGGUGGAGGUUUGGGGUGGGGACAAAAGGACAGGAAUCUCCCGGGAGCCCCCUGCCCUGGAGGGGUCUGGUGGGCUCUGUGGAAGAUUUCACCCUGCUCUGUCCCCUCAAGACUUCAAAUUCUCAAUUGAGCUGGAAUUUCAGAGUGUGGUUCGGAGCCUUUGGCCAAAUGGGUUCCAGAACCAGCCAUUUCCUCUAAAAACUGGAUCAUUUGGAGAAAUCACAGCGUGGCUUCCCACAAGAUCAGAUAAUCCACACCAGGUGGCAGAAAUGGGGCAGUCUGAGGCAUUUCAGCUUCUCCUGAAGCCACUCCCCAGGGAAGUUUCCCAACAUUUUCAGCCAAAGCCCAAAUCCUGACCCCGACACCCCCUCACAGCUCAAUAAAUAUUUCCUCUCUCCUCAGAAGGGAUAAAGUCCAUUAAAAGGAAUGAAAU
This is a messenger RNA of Prinia subflava (tawny-flanked prinia), 1537 nucleotides long. Its product is annotated as guanidinoacetate N-methyltransferase-like. Gene Ontology annotation, cellular component: cytoplasm; nucleus. Gene Ontology annotation, molecular function: guanidinoacetate N-methyltransferase activity. Lineage: Eukaryota; Metazoa; Chordata; Aves; Passeriformes; Cisticolidae. The record is from RefSeq and is a predicted model, not a curated record. The transcript has 7 exons. Gene Ontology annotation, biological process: creatine biosynthetic process. The coding region runs from base 302 to 1015 and encodes 237 amino acids.